Molecule: messenger RNA, 1473 nt
Organism: Leptopilina boulardi
Lineage: Eukaryota; Metazoa; Arthropoda; Insecta; Hymenoptera; Figitidae
Product: mucin-2-like
Exons: 2
Coding region: 130-963 (277 amino acids)
Source: RefSeq, a predicted model, not a curated record
UUGGGUUGUGAGAGAGGAGCGGAAGAGGGGAAAAAAUUCAGUAAUCACGACCUGCUUUUCACAGGACACUUCUUUCGAACAGUGAACAGCUUGAAAUCUGUGAACAUCGUCCAGCAAUCGCCCAUUAAAAUGGCGGAAAGCCAAGGGAAGACCGCCAUACCUCAACAAAUGUUUCACUUCUUCCAAAUCUUAAUGAAAAAAUUGACAAUAGCCAAUCUUCACGCCGAUGCUAAUAAAAAGGCCGCGGAACAACUUGGUCGGUUGAAUCACAUUCUGAACGAAAAAGUUAAUCGACUUCAACGAGUAGUUGAUCAACAAAAGGAAUUAAUAAAUUUCCUUCAGGACUCAUCUAACACUCAAAAUUCGGUAUCCCCACAGUUUAAAACAUUUAAAACAAUCGCCACCCAAACCUCAAUGCCCGUACAGUUCACAACAAAAUCCACUCAAACAUCGUCUAUUGAAGAAUCAACAGACCGCCCACCUUCCGUUAUAAACACGAAAACUAUCCCUAAGACUCGCUACCAAGAUAUUUGCAACAUCCUUGAAAAUCCUACACCAGCCAAAACCACUACACCAUCUACAUCGCAAGAACCCCCUACCCCAUUAAAAAGGAAACGCGCCUGUGAUUCUCCAAUUCUAAAGGGAAAUUUUGUUUAUCCCAAUCGGUCCCGACAACUUUCUGAAUGUAAUAAGUCUCCCCCUUCCGAACCUGCUACUUCCACCCACCGACAAGAUCCAAGCCCCGAUUACUCCCGCUACGAUUAUCCCCAUUGUACCGAAAAUCCUGAAUAUCCGAGCUACACCUACUCUCCAUCACCUGUUCCAAUUCCCUCUCUUUUAAAAAUUAGCGUCAAAGUCCCCGUGGAUGCAGACCCAAAAACUAUUAAUUGGCUCAGACAAAGGAAAGGAUGUUGGAAUUGUCAGAGUAGAAAACAUAAAUUUAAAAAUUGUCCUCGUCAAUAACGUCUGUUCUGUCACUAUUGUGGAAAUCCUGACACAUCCAGUGAGACAUGCCAAAAUUGCAAAAUAAUUCAACGGUAGUAUAUCAAUUGUAAGUGAUUGUGAGUCGAUUCCCAUCCACAAUUUAUUCCCUAUUUGUCGCAUGUAAAAAUUUGUCUUAGAAUACUAGAUGAAGUCUAAUAUAUAGAGUGCGGCAAUGUCAUAUUACCUAGAAACAUUAAUUAUUCAAUCUAAUAAUUCUAAAAGCAAAUUGAAUUAUUGAUGCGAAUGCUUUUCAUUCCUACACAGCACGAUAUCUUCCUGACAGUUUCCUGAAUAAUCAAAUGGAAGCUCAAAAGAAAACUUCUCGCGAAUCUUCAAAUUAUCAUGGGAAACUCCAACGGAAUCUCUAAGUAGGCAUCACCAGAAUCUCGAGGGAAGCUUCCACCGAAAACUACCCAGAUAGCACAUUAGCAUGCAGCAAGCAUGCCGCGCAAUAUUGCCAACCUUGCACGGCAAACUUGCGCAAGCUUC